AUGCUUGAAAGCAAUCCGAUACCAACAACAACGAUUGGUGGUGGUUUCACUAACAUCAAUACACCAUCAACAAGCAAUAUAAUAGGUAAUAUUUUUACACCCGAACAAGUUGCUUGUGUUUGUGAAGUACUUCAACAAAGUAAUGAUAUUCAACGGCUCGGUGAUUUUUUAUGGACAUUACCAACAUUUGAACAUUUUCAUAAUCAUGAAAGUGUUGUCAAAGCUAAAGCAGUUGUAGCAUUUCGUCGUGGAAAUUAUCGUGAACUAUAUAAUAUACUUGAACGUUAUCAAUUUGCACCAUGUAGUCAUCCACAAUUACAACAAUUAUGGUUACAAGCACAUUAUAAUGAAGCUGAAAAAUUACGUGGUAGACCAUUAGGUGCUGUUGGAAAAUAUCGUGUUAGACGAAAAUUUCCUUUACCACGUACAAUAUGGGAUGGUGAAGAAACAAGUUAUUGUUUUAAAGAAAAAUCACGUAAUAUUUUACGUGAUUGGUAUUUACAUAAUCCAUAUCCAUCUCCAAGAGAAAAACGUGAAUUAGCUGAAGCAACUACAUUAACAACAACACAAGUAUCAAAUUGGUUUAAAAAUCGACGACAACGUGAUCGAGCAUCAGAAACAAAUGAUAGAAAAACAGGUGAUAUGAGUCCUUCACAUAAUGAUGAUAAUUCAUUAGAUGAUCUCGGAUCAACAGGUAGUGAACCAACAACAAAAGGUUUUCAACUUGAUUAUAAUAAUCAACAAUAUCAUUAUCAUCAUCAUCAUCAUCAUCAUAUGAAACCAACAACAACAGAUAUUAUUGAUUCUGGAGGAAUUUUUAAAGAUUAUCAUUCACUUUAA
Molecule: messenger RNA, 840 nt
Organism: Rotaria sp. Silwood1
Lineage: Eukaryota; Metazoa; Rotifera; Eurotatoria; Philodinida; Philodinidae
Source: the annotation of a GenBank genome assembly